This is a messenger RNA of Phacochoerus africanus (Common warthog), 1479 nucleotides long. RefSeq names its product synaptotagmin 12 (gene SYT12). The record is from RefSeq and is a predicted model, not a curated record. NCBI's taxonomy places the organism in Eukaryota, Metazoa, Chordata, Mammalia, Artiodactyla, Suidae. Gene Ontology annotation, biological process: regulation of calcium ion-dependent exocytosis; cellular response to calcium ion; calcium-ion regulated exocytosis. Gene Ontology annotation, molecular function: SNARE binding; calcium ion binding; phosphatidylserine binding.
UGGGCGCCUCUGCGUGCGCGCUGCGGGAGGCCGGCCGGGAGCGGGGAGCCGGCCGGGAGCCAGAGCCCAAGCCGGAGCCGGAGCGGGAACGGCGGCCCCUCCGCGGAGCCGGGUCUCAGCACCUGCAGAGGGCGUCAUGGCCGUGGACGUGGCAGAAUACCACCUGAGCGUCAUCAAGAGCCCCCCUGACUGGGAGGUGGGUGUCUACGCUGCCGGGGCCCUGGCACUGCUGGGAAUUGCAGCCGUGAGCCUGUGGAAGCUCUGGACAUCGGGGAGCUUCCCCAGCCCCUCCCCGUUCCCAAACUACGACUACAGGUACCUUCAGCAGAAGUAUGGCGAGACCUACGCAGAGGCCAGACAGAAGAGAGUGCCUGCCUGGAAUGCGCAGCGGGCCAGCACCCGGGGGCCACCCAGUCGCAAAGGCAGCCUCAGCAUUGAGGACACCUUCGAGAGCAUCACCGAGCUGGGGCCCCUGGAGCUGAUGGGCCGUGAGCUGGACCUGGCCCCCUACGGGACCCUCCGGAAGUCCCAGUCGGCCGACUCCCUGAACUCCAUCUCCUCCGUGAGCAACACCUUCGGGCAGGACUUCACGCUGGGCCAGGUGGAGGUGAGCAUGGACUACGAUGCCGCCUCCCACACCCUCCACGUGGCUGUGCUGCAGGGCAAGGAUCUUCUGGAGCGGGAGGAAGCCAGCUUCGAGUCCUGCUUCAUGCGAGUCAGCCUCCUGCCUGACGAGCAGAUCGUGGGCAUUUCCCGGAUCCAGAGGAACGCCUAUUCCAUCUUCUUCGACGAGAAGUUCUCCAUCCCCCUGGACCCUGCAGCCCUGGAGGAGAAGAGCCUGCGGUUUUCCGUAUUCGGCAUCGAUGAGGAUGAGCGGAAUGUCAGCACGGGGGUGGUGGAGCUGAAGCUUUCUGUGCUUGACCUCCCGCUGCAGCCCUUUAGCGGCUGGCUCUACCUGCAGGACCAGAACAAGGUCGCUGACGCCGUGGGUGAGAUCCUGCUCUCGCUCAGCUACCUCCCAACGGCCGAGCGCCUUACCGUGGUCGUGGUGAAAGCCAAGAAUCUCAUCUGGACCAAUGACAAGACCACAGCGGACCCCUUCGUCAAGGUGUACUUGCUGCAGGAUGGAAGGAAGAUGAGCAAAAAGAAGACAGCUGUGAAGAGGGACGACCCUAACCCAGUGUUCAACGAAGCCAUGAUCUUCUCGGUGCCAGCCAUUGUGCUCCAGGACCUGUCUCUCCGUGUGACGGUGGCUGAGAGCAGCAGUGAUGGCCGCGGGGACAAUGUGGGCCAUGUCAUCAUCGGGCCGUCAGCCAGUGGCAUGGGCACCACGCACUGGAACCAGAUGCUGGCCACCCUGCGCAGGCCCGUGUCCAUGUGGCACCCUGUCCGGCGAAAUUAGCAGCCGGGGCAGGGCCUGGGUGGGCACCGGAGGCCAGAACAAGCUCAGCUCUGAACACCCUUCUCCGUAGUCCAGCU